Messenger RNA from Triticum turgidum subsp. durum (durum wheat), 717 nucleotides. The record is from the annotation of a GenBank genome assembly. NCBI's taxonomy places the organism in Eukaryota, Viridiplantae, Streptophyta, Magnoliopsida, Poales, Poaceae.
AUGUCGAUCUCCACAUGCAUGCAUACAUGCAUGCAAAACGAAAUGAUUGAUCCGUCCGGCAACGUUAAUCAGGUGGAGCGGCUGUGCGAGGACGGGAGGGUGGUGUUCGGCGACGGCUCCAGUAUCCUCGCCGACACGAUCAUCUACUGCACAGGGUUCAGUUACUCUUUCCCGUUCCUGGAUACGGAGGGAGCGGUCACCGUCGACGACAACCGCGUGGGCCCGCUGUUCGAGCACGUUUUUCCGCCGUCGCUGGCGCCGUCCCUCUCCUUCAUCGGUAUACCCAUAAAGGUAUUUGCGCCUUGGUUCUUUGAGGCUCAGGCGAAAUGGGUGGCGCAGGUGCUGUCCGGCAAGAGGACGCUGCCGCCGGAGGAGGAGAUGAUGCGGUCCGUGGAGGAGUAUUACGGCGCCAGGGAGAUCGCCGGCGUGCCCAAGAAGUACACCCACGACGUCAGCUUGUUUGACACCACGUACAUCGACGAGUUCGGGGGCAAGUACUGCGACUUCCCUGGCGUGGAGAAAUGGCGUUACGAGCUUCUGGUGUCGUCCUUCGUCACCAUGUUGGACAACCUCGAGACCUUCCUCGAUGAGUACAAAGACAGCGACUCCAUCCGCAAGAGUGUGGAGGAGUGGCGCUUGUCUGCACAACAGGCCCAAGCUGCUACUCGUGCUGCUACGAAAAAACAAUCACUUGGUCUUCUCGAACAAGCACAGUGA